Porites lobata is the source of this 2827-nucleotide messenger RNA. Lineage: Eukaryota; Metazoa; Cnidaria; Anthozoa; Scleractinia; Poritidae. The record is from the annotation of a GenBank genome assembly.
AUGUCUAAUUAUAUGGAAUAUGGAGUAACACUUACAGAUGGACAGAAGUCAAAACUAGCUUCUGCGAUAAUAAAUCAGUCACCUUUGACUCUUCGGUUAAAACAUUCGCAUCUUAGAGGAAAUGAUGAGUUAAUGUUGACAAAAAGACAGAUUGAUAAAAUAAAUAAAUCUAUUGCAAAUGGCACAGGAUCUGAUAUAAAGAUAAGUAAAACUCAAAUUAGAAAAUCUGUAAAACAUGGAGGAAACUUAUUUUCAUCACUAGCAUCUCUUGGAGCAAAAGUUCUUCCUUUCGCAAUAAAAGGAAUUUCAAAAGCUGUUCCCGCAUUAGCAACCGGUGCUGCAACCGCACUUGGUGAAAUUGGGCUAAAUAAAAUAUUUGGAAAAGGAAUCACAAUCCCCCCAGAGUUUUUCCCAAUGCUACCAAAUAUCGUAAGAGAAUUUACCAAAUCACAAAUAAAUCAAAUUAACAAAGCUUAUCAAUCAGGUAGUGGAGUAGUUAUAAAACCAACUCGUAAACAGAUAGAAGGAGGAUUUUUAGGUACACUUGCUUCUAUUGGUAUUCCAAUAGCAAUUAGUUUGGUAUCAAAGAUGCUUGGAGGAGGUCUUCAGGUCGAUAGACGUGGAUCAUCUAAUACAGCAAAUGUUUACGUGCCACCCACACAUGGUACAGGUUAUCCGUAUCAAUCACCUCCUUUUAUCGGUACAUGGUCCAACCCAAUAGGAAUGGGUGUUAAAAAAAAAAGUCCAAAGGCGAGGGUCUACUAUUAGGAAAAAACAGCCCAUUCAACUCAAUUCCCAUUCUCGGUACCAUUUUAUAAUGGGGGGAGUGCCUCCCCCCAAAACCCCCCUGCCCCAUUUCGAGAUUAAACCUCUUUCAAACUUUGACCUCAUGGAAUGGAUAAAAAGACUUGGUAUAAAAAAUUUCAGAGGAAUAUACAGUCGUGAUGGACUACCUCAUAAAAUAAAAAAAGAAUGUGGAAUAAUCAAUCUGGAUGAUAUAACAGGGCCUGGAACACACUGGGUUUGUUAUAGAAAUGGGAAAAGCGGUUUUUAUGAGUAUUUCGAUCCUUUUGGUCUGAUAAUGCCAAACGAAGUAUUAGAUUAUUUUCACACAGGGCCUGUAAAACCUAUUGUGUACUCAAUGGAUGAAAUACAAAAUCGCAGCACUGUUCUAUGUGGUUAUUGGUGUUUAUAUUACUUAUUAGAAAGACAACGAGGAAAAAGUAUUUUAGAUGUAAUACAUAACCCACAUUUUGAUAAUGAUAACAGCGAUUUCAUACAAGAAUACUUUGUGGGGGGAUUGCAUCCCCCAAAACCCCCCUGCUGUAAGGAUUUAGAGAUAAGACGAUAAAAAUAAUAUUUAACAAAUAUUAUUUUUUUUUAAUCUUCAUCUGGGACAUUUUUUAGUGAUUUAACCCUCUCAACUUUUGUAUUUAGAUCUUUAACACUAUCAACUAUAUCUAUGAAAUUAGAGUAAAUAUCAAUAAGACGAUAAAGUUUCUUUUUUUUAUCACUAUUUAGCUGCAACCAAGAAUAUUCCUCGUUUCUUAUUUUUUUCCACAUCUCACAUUCACCAACCAUCAGAACUCUAGAAAGAUUUUCGUUUUUCUUUCUAAGAGACUCCAACUCAUGAGUUAUUUUUACUCUUACUUCUUUCUCAAAAUCUUUUAGAGUUUUAACAUCUAUAUUUUUUUCAAUCUCAGAAAAGAAUUUAGCUUCCAUUUAUUAUAUAAAUAGAUAAUUACCUUUUACAACUUUGUUAAGCGUAUUUGAUUUCUCACUUAUUUCCAUAAGUAGCUCAAAUACUUUUAUAAAUUUCGUAUCGUUUUCCAAUCUAGAAAAAUCAGCGUAUUCAUAACUCAUGUUUAGACUGUUGUAUAUCUUUUGAAGCUCACUUUUCAGAAAAUUAGAUCUAGUAGUCAUACUUCGUAGAUGUAUUUUUUAUCUAAACAUUAUAUUAAAUGAAAGAAACUUAUUGUGUCGUAGAUAAAAGAGUAACCCCUUGCACAGAGCCAAGUGGUUACCAACAAGAUAAAAGAGGUAGAACUCAAUUCUUUUGUAGAUGCGCAGUUUGUGGAAAUAAAAAAGUAAGAUAUGUAAAAAUGGGGAAUACCCCCAUGCAAACUGGAAGUGGAAAAAGAAAAACUAAAAAGAAGUCAAAAAACUAAUCAGCCCGUCUGAAGGGGCGGGCGUCUUUGAUACUGUUGUUGGUACAGCAGUUGAUGGAUUUGUUCAUUACGGUUUACCUUGGAUGGGUAAUAAAGCAGUUGAAAUGGGAAGGUAUUAUGGGUCAGAAGCGCUCAGAAACCCUAAAUUACAGAAAAAAGCAAUAAAUUAUGCUUUGGACAAAUUAAAUCCAAUGAUACAAAACGUAGGUUCUCAAGCUCUUGACCAAUUAUCAACCAAAAUACGACCAAAGAAAAACUACAAAACAAACAGAAAAGAUCUUGAUGGAGGAGCUAUAGAUAUUCACAAGCAGAUUGGUAAAUUACCAAAACCAAAAGGAGGAUGGACCUUGCCAGGACAUAAAUAUACAGGUCCUUAUAAUGAUCUUGAGAACCAAGUAAGAUAUGAUUCGGAAACCGGCGAAAUAUUAGAAAUUUAUGAUCAACCAACUGGGCCAACCGAUGCUGUUGCCAUGCAGCAUGACGUAGAUUAUAGUGUUUGUGGUGAUGACCGAAAGUGUAAAAAUAAGGCAGACAGAAAGAUGGUAAAAUCGUUGGAUGCUAUUCCUUGGAAAGAAAGACAAUGGGGGCAUACUUUGGCUAGAACAAUAAUUAAUACUAAACAAAAACUUGGACUUGGUUUAAACGCGAGUCGGCGUUGA